This is a messenger RNA of Adelges cooleyi (spruce gall adelgid), 1359 nucleotides long. Its product is annotated as zinc finger protein 813-like. Gene Ontology annotation, biological process: regulation of transcription by RNA polymerase II. NCBI's taxonomy places the organism in Eukaryota, Metazoa, Arthropoda, Insecta, Hemiptera, Adelgidae. The coding region runs from base 1 to 1161 and encodes 386 amino acids. The transcript is spliced from 4 exons. Gene Ontology annotation, molecular function: RNA polymerase II cis-regulatory region sequence-specific DNA binding; DNA-binding transcription factor activity. The record is from RefSeq and is a predicted model, not a curated record.
AUGUUGAAAAUUAAACAUGAAAAUGAUGAAACAGAACAACACUCCUUUCAAGUCAUUGCACCCAGACCCUUAGAUGUGCAGUUCAAAAACAAUGAAAUUUCUACAAUAGAGGAGUAUUUGGUAAAGAAUGAAGUGGACAAUACUUAUGAAGUUUUGAAGCGACAUAAUGUGUUGAAAAUUAAACAAGAAACUGAUGAAACAGAAGAACACUCCUUUGAAAACUCGUUUGAAGUCAUUGAACCUAAACCGUUAAAUGUGCAGUUAAAAAAAAAUGAAAUUUCAACAACAGAGGAGAAUUUAGUAAAGAAUGAAGGUGACAAUACUCAUGAAGUUUUGAAGCAGUAUAAUAUGUUGCAAAUCAAACAAGAAAAUUAUGAAACAGAAGAGCAUUCCUUUGAAAAAUCGUUUGAAGUCAUUGAACCUAAACCGUUAGAUGUGCAGUUCAAAAACCAUGAAAUUUCAACAACAGAGGAGAAUUUAGUAAAGAAUGAAGACUCCCUCAAAAGUCAUAAAAGUAUACAUACCGGCGAAAAACCCUUCAAAUGCAAUAUCUGUGAAAAAACAUUCGGUCACCAGUCUUCCCUCUACAAUCAUAAAAGUAUACAUACCGGCGAGAAACCCUUCAAAUGCAAUACCUGUGAAAAGACAUUUGGUCACCAGUCUUCCCUCAAAACACAAAGGAUACAUACCGGUGAAAAGCCCUUCAAAUGCGAUGUCUGUGGAAAAACAUUCGGUGUUCAGUCUUUACUCAAAACUCACGAAAGGAUACAUACCGAAGAGAAACCUUUUAAAUGCAAUGUGUGUGCAAAAACAUUCAGACAACAACCUCACCUCAACAAUCAUAAAAGGAUACAUACCGGAGAGAAACCCUUCAAAUGCGAUGUCUGUGGAAAAACAUUUGGUGUUCAGUCUUCACUCAAAACUCAUGAAAGGAUACAUACCGAAGAGAAACGUUUUAAAUGCAAUGUGUGUGCAAAAACAUUCAGACAACAAUCUCACCUCAACAAUCAUAAAGGAUACAUAUUGGUGGGGUACGAUAUAAAUGCUCCGCCUGUGAAAAAUCGUAUGGUCACCAAGAUUCACUCAAAAGGCAUCAAGCAAAAGUACACGACUCAUAGCCUCAAUAACUUCACGUGGCUAUUUGGCAUUUUUUUAAAAUAGUUUUCCAGUAUCUAUUUGUUAUUAUUUUACUUACGGUUUAAUUUUUUUUAUUAGUUUUCUUUUAAUUGGUUUAUUAUGACUAUUGUUUAACCGAUCAUUAACAUAGCUAAGUCGUUUUCGAUUUAAUUUUUUAAUGGAUCACAUGAAUUGUUUAGUUUCUAUAUUUUUAUAAUGUAAUUUUUAAAUUGCAUAUUUUAC